AAGGUCUCUGCUCUGUGUUUUCCCCACCUUAGAAACCGACCUGAAGGCAAAGUGCUGGAGGCGGUGGGUGUGUUUGAAGCGCCAAAGCAGCAGGGCAAAUACGAGACAGGACAGUUAUUUCUGCACAGCGUCUUCGGGUACCGGGGGAUCAUCCUGUUUCCUUGGCAGGCCAGGCUGUACGAUCGAGACGUCGCUUCUCCAGUGGCUGAAAAGGGCGAGAACACAGCUGGCCACGGAUCCAAAGAGGUGAAAGGCAAGACACAUACGUACUACCAGGUGCUAAUUGACGCUCGGGACUGCCCACAUAUCUCCCAGAGGUCGCAGACAGAAGCGGUGACUUUCUUGACAAAUCACGACGACAGCCGAGCCCUCUAUGCAAUCCCCGGCCUUGACUACGUCAGCCACGAAGACAUCCUCCCCUACUCAUCCACCGAUCAGGUGCCCAUCCAGCACGAGCUGUUUGAACGGUUUCUCGUGUACGAUCAGACCAAAGUUCCACCUUUUGUGGCAAGGGACACGUUGCUGGCGUGGCAGGAGAAGAACCACCCGUGGCUGGAGCUUUCCGACGUGCACCGGGAGACCACGGAGAACAUCCGCGUGACGGUCAUCCCCUUCUACAUGGGCAUGAGGGAAGCCCAGAAUCCCCACGUUUACUGGUGGCGCUACUGCAUCCGCUUGGAGAACCUGAACAAUGAGGUCGUUCAGCUCCGGGAGCGGCACUGGCGGAUCUUCAGCUUGUCGGGGACGCUGGAGACCAUCCGUGGCCGGGGAGUCGUGGGGCGAGAGCCGGUCUUAUCCAAAGAGCAGCCAGCCUUCCAGUACAGCAGCCACGUCUCUCUGCACGCAUCUAGUGGCCACAUGUGGGGGACUUUUCGGUUUGAGCGAUCCGACGGCUCCCACUUUGAUGUCCGGAUCCCACCCUUUUCCCUGGAAAGCAAUAAGGAUGAAAAGACGCCCCCCUCUGGCCUCCACUGGUAGAGCAGCCCUCAGGAAACACCCCCCCCUCGGUUCCACCCCUCCUUCGGUUUCCAUUCUUUUUCUUCUUCCCUCAAGAGGCCUGCAGGUAGUUCUGUCAAUCGAGAGCCAUCUCAGAGUCCCCUCGCUCUCUUCUUUUUCCUCCUUCUUUAUUAACUGUUGCUGGAAUGUGGGGGAUUUGGGUGGGAGUGGCUGGUUUCAGGGUUCCCUGGCCCCGUCCACAUCUCCCUCCCCAGGGUGCGCCUUCUGGACUCGGAGCUGAGAGACUGUGAACCGAGGUGCUACAGCCGGAGUCUUGAAAGGUGCCCACUCAAAUCUCCUCCGGGCCCUUCAGAGUGUGAGGGGGUGCGUGCGAGUGUUUUCUCUGAAUAAACAGGCCCUCCCCAGUUCCAUCCGGUCUUCCUUUUGUGAAUGCCCCGCCGCCCCCAUCCAUCCAUCCUGGUCCAUCAGGCUGAAGCCUAGCCCUUCCCAGCUGCUGUCUGUUUCCCUCUCCCCCUCCCGCCCCCUGGGGGCCAGGAGGGAGGCAGGAGUGGGGACCACACAGCUGCUCUGCUCUGCCUGCCGCCUUUCCCUGUCACCUCUCAAUGCCCUCCUCCCGAUGGCAGGGGUAUCUCCCCAGAUGUCUUCUUUUUUCCUCCUCUCUUUCUCCUCUCACACCCCUCUCUCUGUUCCCCUUGGAGGGUAGCUCUUUUCUGUGACCCUCUCUGGAGCAGAACCCAGAGGGGUGACUCAAGGAGGAAACCGGCAGCCAGGUUGCUCCAAACAGCAGCAGGGCCAAGGCAGUCCGGAAGCGGAGCCUCUCUGAGGUUCACCCGGGUUGUCUCUGCCCACCGCUCCCCUUUGGCAGACUCGCCGCAAGGACCGCGAGCGCCCCGUGGGGUGGCAGGAGAGGGCCAGCCUCAGAAGAGGCUCUCAGCCCGUUUUUUGGUCUCUGGCUCAGCCGCGCUCUCGGAUGGAGCGGCAGGGAUGGGUGGCAGGCGAGGCCCCCGGGCGUUCCUUUCCUGCCCAGCCUUCUUCCUUCCAGAAGGUACCGGCCUUGUCUCCGUUUGCAGGCUGUUCCAUCUCCGUAUAGCCUUGGGUCUUGUGAGCGUCAAGCCUAGCGUAGAUGCCCAAGGGGACUGGGAGCUGUUGGGUGAGGUUGCUGAGAACUUGCCCUGGCGUGGCUUGUAAUGCUCCCUUCCCCUCCUUAGUUUCUGCUCUGCUGCUCUUGAUCCUUCUGCCUGCUGGUCGGCUUUUAUUUAAACACACCCCGUCCCAGGACUCCCCCUUCGGACCUGCUCAUGGCCGGGGGAUGCCUGGAAGCCGGCAGCGCCCCCUUGAGGCAUGUGAGACACGAGGGCGAGCCCCCCCCGGCCUGAGGGCCAGAGGGGAGGCCUCCACGACCUGGCGAAUGUCUCUCUUUACUCGGCUCUCUUUAUUUCUUUAGGGCUGCUCCCCCCUCCGCCCCUCCCACCCUGAUCAGGGAAGGGGCAACACCUUCCUCAGCCACGUUUGCGCUUCCAGAUGUUGCCAGAGGUUGGCCUGGUGAUGUAAAUAACUGUAAAAAAAUUAAAAAAAUAAAAAUUAAGCCGCUCUUCAA
Messenger RNA from Pogona vitticeps (central bearded dragon), 2554 nucleotides. Lineage: Eukaryota; Metazoa; Chordata; Lepidosauria; Squamata; Agamidae. The record is from RefSeq and is a predicted model, not a curated record.